AUGGGUUGUCUUAACUUCACCAGCGGAAAUGAGACCUUGCCUGGCAGGCACCCUUACACUGUGCAGACCUCUGUGCCUCUAACGAUCCUGGUGGGCAUCCUCAUCCUGCUAACUGUGUUUGGCAAUGUCAUGGUAGUAAUUGCUGUAAUCACAAGCCGAGCCCUGAGGGCACCUCAGAACUUGUUUUUAAUGUCUCUGGCAUCUGCAGACAUCCUGGUUGCCACCUUAGUGAUGCCAUUCUCUUUAGCGAAUGAACUGAUGGGUUACUGGUACUUUGGUAAAGUGUGGUGUGAAAUCUACCUGGCUUUGGAUGUGCUCUUCUGCACCUCAUCCAUUGUUCACCUAUGUGCCAUCAGCCUGGACAGAUACUGGUCCAUCACUCACGCGAUUGAGUACAACCUGAGAAGGACACCGCGCAGGAUUAAAUGCACAAUCUUCGUAGUUUGGGUACUGGCAGCCAUCAUUUCAUUCCCUCCACUUAUCACAAUGAAAAAGGAAGAGGGCAAAGAGGACAGCCCUGAAUGUAAAAUUAAUGAGGAGAAGUGGUACAUCAUAUUCUCCAGCACUGCCUCUUUCUUUGCACCCUGCAUCAUCAUGAUUAUGGUGUAUGUAAGAAUCUACCAGACUGCCAAGAAAAGAACAAGAGCUCCGCCAGGAGAAAGGCAAAGAGAAUAUGGCAACUCAGGCAACCUGGAGAGAAAAGAUGGAGAAGGGAAGGAAGUGGAAGGGCUGAACGGCAGAGAGGUAAACGGGCUGGACAUGGAGGAAGAACCCUCCUCGUCUGAUGGGAAUGAAACCAUCCUCUGUUCGAUGAAGAAGAAGAGGGGUAUGAGGGCAGCCAAAGUAGCUCAGGUGAACCCUGGAGAAAGCUCUCCAAAGCCAGAGGCACAGCCCUGUGUGAGAGUGAGCAGGUGGAAAGGAAGGCAGUACAGAGAGAGGCGCUUCACAUUUGUUCUGGCUGUGGUCAUGGGAGUGUUUGUUCUCUGCUGGUUCCCCUUUUUCUUCACAUACACGCUCACCGCUGUGUGUGACACCUGCUGUGUCCCAGAGACAUUGUUCAAAAUGUUUUUCUGGUUAGGUUACUGCAAUAGCUCACUAAAUCCAGUUAUAUACACUAUAUUCAAUAAUGACUUCAGGAGGUCUUUUAAAAAGAUUGUUUGUAAAAGGGACAGAAGAGGUUUGUAA
This is a messenger RNA of Micropterus dolomieu (smallmouth bass), 1185 nucleotides long. Its product is annotated as alpha-2A adrenergic receptor-like. Gene Ontology annotation, molecular function: adrenergic receptor activity. The coding region runs from base 1 to 1185 and encodes 394 amino acids. Gene Ontology annotation, cellular component: membrane. Gene Ontology annotation, biological process: adenylate cyclase-activating adrenergic receptor signaling pathway. The transcript has a single exon. NCBI's taxonomy places the organism in Eukaryota, Metazoa, Chordata, Actinopteri, Centrarchiformes, Centrarchidae. The record is from RefSeq and is a predicted model, not a curated record.